AUGUGGGUUGUGGAGAAAAUCUUGAGGUUGUUAACAGACAACUUCGAGAAUGUUGUAUAUGCCAAGGAAGAAUCGAAGGACCUAGCAAAGUUCGAUGAGCUCGUCGGUUCUCUCGAGGCACACGAGCAACGUAAGAGAAAGAAGGAGGAGCUACUCGAUCAAGCGCUCCAGACGAAGGUAGAGGUCGUGGAAACUGUGGGAAUGGUCGAGGUGGUUAAGACAACAGUUACGAAAAAAUCUAUAAUGAGAAGAGACUAUCGAGUAAGAAAAUUGGUGUGGGAGAGGGACGUAGUCGAGGAAGAGGCGGCCAAUCAAACAUUCAGUGGUAUAAAUGUCAGAAAUAUGAUCACUAUGCAAAUAACUGUAACUCCGACAAAUGUUAAAAUUGUGGUAAAAUGGGGCACGUUGCAAAAGCAUGUCGAGCCGGAAAAAAAGGUGGAAGGAACAACCAACCUAGCCGUGGAAGAUGUAACAGAUGAAGGUCUUAUUUUGAUGGCUCAAGAUGAAGAGAACUUCAACAGCAACACUCUGUGGUACCUCGACUCAGGGGCAAGCAACCAUAUGUGCGGUCACGAGCACCUAUUCAAAGAAAUGCAAAAAAUUGAAGAUGGUCAUGUGUCAUUUGGAGAUGAGUCAAAGGUGGAGUUCAAAAGCCGAGAUACGAUACACUUUUUGCAAAAGGAUGGUGUGAUGGGGUCAAUCCAAAAUGUUUAUUACAUACCAGACCUCAAGACCAACAUAUUGAGUAUGGGGCAACUCACAGAGAGGUUACUCGAUAUUCCUAAAGGACCGCCUGCUACACCUGAAGAAUAA
Messenger RNA from Cucurbita maxima (winter squash), 813 nucleotides. RefSeq lists its product as uncharacterized. The record is from RefSeq and is a predicted model, not a curated record. The coding region runs from base 1 to 813 and encodes 270 amino acids. The transcript has 2 exons. Lineage: Eukaryota; Viridiplantae; Streptophyta; Magnoliopsida; Cucurbitales; Cucurbitaceae.